Messenger RNA from Fusarium graminearum PH-1, 1238 nucleotides. RefSeq lists its product as uncharacterized. Gene Ontology annotation, cellular component: mitochondrion. The transcript has 2 exons. NCBI's taxonomy places the organism in Eukaryota, Fungi, Ascomycota, Sordariomycetes, Hypocreales, Nectriaceae. The coding region runs from base 121 to 1044 and encodes 307 amino acids. The record is from RefSeq and is a predicted model, not a curated record.
GCCAGAUCGAGCUCGAUUAUGACCCUGCGCCGCCGGUAACUACCGGGUGUCUAUCCAUAUCUAUUCUGAGCGUUUCGACAUUUCGGUUUAGACAAAAAAAAGUAAAAGAGAGGUCCGCCAAUGUCUUCCUCAAUAAUAGCGCUGCGCCCGGCCAUCUUGCGCCAGAGCGUUCUCGGAGCGACGAGGGUACAAUGCCGAUACAUGUCGAUGCCCUCCCGGGAGAGGAUGUUGCGAGAGAUGCGAAGGGCGGCUACAAAGGACUCCAAGAAGACCGACGUUGAGUCAAUGUCUGCGAUUCAGAAGAAGGCCAACGACGAGUACUUCAAGUCUGGCGGCGGCCCAUUGUUUCCUGGCACUUUCGUCCCUCUCCCCCUCUCACGAUACCCCUCCGGCAUCUCCAGCGCUCUAAACUACACAUGGUACCGAUUCCGCCAGUGGGGAAUCGAAUUCCUCUCUCUCCUCCAGUUUAAGCUCAAGUCUAUGCCUGGCUGGACGACACGGCCCAAGUGGAAGAUUGGUCGCGGCAAGAUUGCGCCCACCGCGAAGAACAUGUACAUGGAGAUGCUUGGGGCGUUUGCUGCCGGCGACAAGACUACCAUCAACAACCUAUGCCUCGGCCAAUUUGGAAAGAAGCUCACUGCUGCCAUUGACCGUCGCAACGCUGGCGAGCGUGUCACAUUUGAGCUCCUCAGUCUCAACAAGUCGUUGCUCUAUCCCCGCGUGGUGGCACACCAGGUUCACAACAUCAACCCUCACGACAAGGAUAACUGCACAGAGCAAGCCGUUAUCGCAAUCGCCUCAACACAACGUGUCGCAAAGUACAAGAAGCCUUCCGAUCAGCUCAUUCCUGGCAGCACAAAGGUGCAAGACAAGCUAGAGUACGUGGUGCUCUCAAGGCAAGUCAACGAGAAGACUUUCCAGUCCACACCAUGGCGAAUCUGGGGCACUGUCCCUGCCACAACGCUUGAGUCAUACCAAGAAGAGCAAGACUGGAUUAUGAGAGAGCAGGCUCAGCGCGCUGGAUGGAAAGGUCCUCUGAAAUAAAAGGAUCGAAUUGUAUACCACACGUGACUGGUGCUCACGAUGAAUGAGCCGAGGCGGACAAGGUGGGAAACGUGUAAAACGACAGUGUAUAUUGUACGAGGAGCAUAAAUGUACUAUAAAAUAGCAUUGGGGCCGGCGAACGGAUGUUUGCAAACUACUUCUCCAAUUCAAUUUUGAAUAAUUCACAUUUUAGA